Pleurotus ostreatus (oyster mushroom) is the source of this 663-nucleotide messenger RNA. RefSeq lists its product as uncharacterized. Gene Ontology annotation, cellular component: fungal-type cell wall. The record is from RefSeq and is a predicted model, not a curated record. The transcript is spliced from 2 exons. Lineage: Eukaryota; Fungi; Basidiomycota; Agaricomycetes; Agaricales; Pleurotaceae. Bases 1 to 663 code for a protein of 220 amino acids. Gene Ontology annotation, molecular function: structural constituent of cell wall.
AUGUUCAGCUUCAAAUCAGCGAUUUUCGUCGCCAUAGCUCUUGCAGCUCUUACGGCUGCCACACCGACCGCGUCGAUGGCGCGUCGGAACACACCAGCCAGCUCAUGCUCUACUAGUUCCCUCGCGUGUUUCCAGAACAGCGGCACCGCCAAAGACGCCGGAAUUGCGUCUCUGAUUGCUACUCUGGGCAUCGACGUCGGGGACAUCGAUGGCUUAAUUGGAGCAACCUGCAGCCCCAUCACCGGCAUCGGUGCUGGUGGAUGCAUCAUGCAUGCACUCCUCUCGGGCCCCGCCAUUCGAUUCCACGGUUGGGCGCCGGAUGGCGAAUUCAGGCCUUUUCUAGAUGCAGUUCCAUCAUUUGCCAAACUCAAGCUCCGUUCACUUCGAAAGGCUUCAGCAGGGACACGAUUCAAGAAGAAAGAAGAGAUUCAGGAUUCGCUGGUGCGCGCACGUUUGCCAACGGCCGGUGCGGCGAUGGUUCCGGGAAUCUCCAGCAGGCUGGUUCCACCAUUCCGGCGAACUCCAGCAACUCCGAGCUCCGGGCCCCGGAACGGGACAGAACUCUCACCUCGACUCUUACUAUCAACGACAUAUCUCUCGGAACGGGCCCUGGGAGAUUUGGAGUCGGGCCACGCCUUCUCGAAGUGCGCAGAGUCAGCAUAA